Messenger RNA from Silurus meridionalis, 1454 nucleotides. RefSeq names its product phospholipase D family, member 6 (gene pld6). The record is from RefSeq and is a predicted model, not a curated record. NCBI's taxonomy places the organism in Eukaryota, Metazoa, Chordata, Actinopteri, Siluriformes, Siluridae. Gene Ontology annotation, molecular function: RNA endonuclease activity producing 5'-phosphomonoesters, hydrolytic mechanism. Gene Ontology annotation, biological process: piRNA processing. The transcript has 4 exons. The coding region runs from base 151 to 849 and encodes 232 amino acids. Gene Ontology annotation, cellular component: mitochondrion.
GUUUGUGAUGGUGAAUCAUUUUUGGUCAAAAGAUCCGAUCAAAAAAAGAAUCGAUUCAUUUUCUGUAUGUCUAAAAAAGUGCUCAGAAAGGUGGCGUAAAAGUGCAGAAGUAUUAGUGCAGACUUUUAAGUUUGGACAAUACAGUGGAAGAUGUCUCUGAAGAAGCUAUUAAAGAUGCUCGGACUCGGGGCAGUGGCUGUUAUAUUAGGUCUGGAAGGCUUGGACUGGUUGCGGUCUCUCUGGCCCAGACAAGUUUCCCGUCAGCUCCUGAAAGAAGUUCUCUUCUUUCCUUCACCGCCAUCAUGUGUGGAGCACUUAUACAAUCCUGUCAGGACUCAUCCCUGCCCAUGUCCCCUCCCUCAUGGCUUGGACACAUCAUUCUCCAGACUCCUGGAGCACCUCCUUUCAGCACGUGUAUCACUGGACCUUUGUAUGUUCUGCUUCUCCAACAUCCAGCUGAGCCGGGCUGUGCUGCUGUUACACAGCCGGGGUGUGCGGGUGCGAGUGCUCACAGAUCGAGAAUACAUGGCUAUCACAGGCUCUCAGAUCGCCGUCCUCCUCAAGGCAGGUAUCUGUGUGAGGCACGAGCUGGCGAUCACCAUGCACAUGCAUCAUAAAUUUGCCGUGUUGGAUAGCAGAAAGCUGAUCACUGGCUCCCUCAAUUGGACCAUGACAGCGGUGCAGAGCAACCAGGAGAACGUGAUCGUGAUUGAGGAACCGGAACUUGUUCAAUCUUAUGAGGAGGAGUUUAACAAGCUGUGGGAGGCCAGUGACCCGGCCAAACACCCACCACAUCCACACAGUGUGAUUAAUGCGAAGGGACUGCUGGCACCCUCCAGAGAUGUGUAGCUGGAGUUAGCUGGUUCUGAUAUGUUGUUCAUUUUGUUUGCUUUAAAACAAAAUCUAAUUUACAUUCAAUUGUUACAGUUGUUGCUUUCAAGAAAAAUGUUUCAAUUAAGUUAUAUAUAUGUAUAUAUAUACGUAUAUAUGUAUGUUUGUAGUUUUACAGAUGUUUUAUUUAAAUAUAAUUGUUUUGGUACAGAUUUAGUUAUGGUUCUAUAAGAUUUCAAUAUUUCUGGGACAUGGAGAAGUUUGGUUGUUUUACUGUUGUUUUAAUUCUGUAACGUUCCACUUCAGAGAUAUUAGACUUAUGGUAAAUACAAAUUGGAUUUUAUUCUCUUUAAAAUCUGAUGCAUAGAGGGAACAGUAAGAAUGCAUCCUGUUCGGGGAGAACUAAACUGCAAUAUCUAUAUAAUAAUUCAUCUGCUUUUAUUGGCUUAAAUCUGGCUUUGGGCCAAAACAUUCUCCUCCAGUUCUUUAGUGUCUUUUCAUCUGAAAAAGUGUGCCAGGAUUUAUAUUGCUCAACCUAGCUAUUCAAUCAUGAAACUGGGACCUCAUAUUAGAUAAAGUGGUUUAAUAAAAUUGUAUCCAGCUGAUUUAAUUUUUCAAAUGUA